Messenger RNA from Paramacrobiotus metropolitanus, 3115 nucleotides. Its product is annotated as atrial natriuretic peptide receptor 1-like. Lineage: Eukaryota; Metazoa; Tardigrada; Eutardigrada; Parachela; Macrobiotidae. The transcript has 23 exons. Gene Ontology annotation, biological process: intracellular signal transduction; cGMP biosynthetic process; protein phosphorylation. The coding region runs from base 54 to 2876 and encodes 940 amino acids. The record is from RefSeq and is a predicted model, not a curated record. Gene Ontology annotation, molecular function: peptide receptor activity; ATP binding; guanylate cyclase activity.
CCGAAGCACUUCUGGAUAUUUAUAAAGCGAUAGAGUAUCAGGAAAGAAUCGUUAUGGGCGUACCGGGUCCUGGUAUAACUGCUCGCACUGGACUUCCACGGACGGACUUCCCGUAUCUUAUUCGCACUACAUAUAUUGCCAAUUCUAUCGGCAGAACAAUUGUCCGAUUCAUGGAUACCUUCAAUUACAGCCAUGCGUAUCUUAUAAUCGACAAAGACGAUACCUUCUAUACGGAACUGGGCGACAAUUUUCUCUAUUUCCUCCGCGGACAACGCAUAGAGCUAUAUAACCAGAUGAGUUCGUCGUAUAUUUCUCGCAGUAUUUCCGGAAAUACGUCGCUCGAUUCUCAGAUAAAAGACAACCUAAAAGCUGCCAACGAUUCCGCACGAGUAAUCGUUACGCUGGUCAAUGCGGAUACUGUCAGAAAAAUCUUGAUAAUAGCCAGCAGUUUAGGAAUGGUAAACGGACAGUACGUUUAUUUUGGAGCUGAACUGUUCAUCAGCAAAUCUUGGGGGCGGUUUUCGUGGGAACGCGGUGAUGAAUAUGAUCCGAUUGUGAAGAACGCAUUUAAAUCUCUUGUUCUGAUAUCCAUUGCGAGAACAUACCAAGGAGACAGCUUCGAGGACUUUGAGCAAGCAGUGCGAAAGCUUGCGCUGAAAAAAUAUAAUUACCGCUACGGAAUUUUUGACCAAGUUGAUCCGGUCGUGAUGGGGUAUUAUGAUGCCGUGAUUUUAUUUAGCACUGUCAUCAAGCAGCUUUACGACGCAAACCUGCCUAUCUUUAACGUGACAAACCAGCUGAACUGGAUGAAAAAUACAUCUGUAGUGACUCCUCUGCAAUCGGUGAUCAAUAUCUCUUCUUCCGGCGACAGAAGAGUCCUGUACGAUGUCAAAUUUUUCAAUGAAGCGCAAAAUUCUCAUAAUCCAUUUUUGAGAGUGGAUCCAGACAGCAACAAAAUCGAGACGAUAGGUAAACCGUUUUGGCCCCCAGCUACGGAUGGAGCAUUUCCGCCAGAUGUGCCAAGAUGUGGCUUUACUGGCUUAGGAUGCGUUAUCGAGCCGCCAAAUGUGACCCUCAUUGCUAUCGUCAGUAUAUUUGUGUUGCUGUUGGGUGGAGGAGCGAUCGGUGGAUUGGUUUAUUAUUUCCUUGUGAAGAACCGCGGUGUGCUGCAACCAAACUGGUGGCGAUAUCGCGUGCACGAAUUGGAUUUACUGGACCGAGCACCAUCGGUUAACAACGGACAAAGCAAAAUGAUGUCAGGAACGCAAGGUUCUAAAAUAACAAAAUCAUCCUAUUUCAACUCUGUCUCCGCUUGGAGAGGCGCCAUACUACAAGGACAAACGAUUGGUAUCAAAGAUGUGGCAGAUAAGACCUUUCGUCCUACUCCUGAUAUUAUUGCUCAAAUGAAUCAGAUUCAGCCAAUAAGACAUUCUAAUUUACAACGUUUUAUCGGGUUGUGUCUGGAUGAAAUCAACUGGGUUGUAUACAUCAUGGCCGAAUUUUGUCAAAAAGGCUGCUUGGAUGACCUUUUAGAUCAAAGAUCUUUGCAAAUGGACUGGUCAUUCAAGUAUUCUUUGAUUAGCGACAUUGCUGAAGGAAUGUUUUGUCUGCACGCCACACCAGUCCAGUCUCACGGUUACCUGGCAUCAUUAAGCUGCUUAAUCGAUGGCCGGUUGUCGGUAAAGGUCGCGGACUACGGUAUAACCAAAUUACACGACCCAAAAGAAGUUGCUCCACUGGGAGCGGAGCAGAAGGAUCGAGAUUAUAGUGUGUUAUUUUGGAGGGCUCCUGAAUUGCUUAAGCUGCAAAUGCCCAUUCGAGGAACACAGAAAGGUGACGUGUACAGUUUUGCCAUUAUUCUCCAGCAGAUCAUUUUGCGCUGCGGUCCCUAUGAAUCUCCCGGAAACACCGUUCAGUUAACCGACGCACCAUUCGAGCUUUUAACCGAGAUAGCUCGAUGCACGUCUCCGCCUAUUCGUCCACCUGUUCCUCGAGCUUCAUGUUCUGCUGACCUUUUUGCUCUCAUGGAGAACUGCUGGUCAGAAUUUGCUAUUAAUCGACCCACGUUCCAAAAAAUCAAAGAAACUAUACGAAGGAUUAGUGGUUUUACGGGGGGAAAUCUGGUUGAUCAUCUGCUGAAACGCAUGGAAAAAUAUGCAUCCGAUUUGGAAGAACAAGUGGCUUACAAGACGCAACAGUUUAUGGACGAAAAACUACGCAGUGAAGAGCUUCUGGGUCAAAUGCUACCGAAAGCAGUCGCACUUAGUCUGGUGAGGGGAGAAUCGGUACAUCCAGAAUUUUUCGAGAUGGUAACAGUGUACUUUAGCGAUAUUGUUGGUUUUACGAACAUCGCCGCUUCCGGUACGCCCAUGGAUGUUAUAUCGCUACUCAAUGACCUUUACACACACUUUGACGAAAUCGUUGAAAAGCACGAUGCUUAUAAAGUGGAAACAAUUGGUGAUGCAUAUAUGGUAGCCAGUGGACUCCCCAUAAGGAACGGAACUGUUCAUGUCAAAGAAGUGGCUGCCAUUGCUAUAGAGAUACUGCGCAGAAUUGAAGAAAUCAAAAUUCCUCAAAAGCCAUCUGAACAUCUCAGAAUACGGAGCGGAAUGCACUCAGGUUCAUGCGUUGCCGGCAUUAUUGGCCUUAAAGCUCCGCGAUAUUGUUUGUUUGGGGACUCUAUUAACACAGCCUCCCGAAUGGAAUCGACAGGAGAGCCUAUGAAAAUACAGACAACACAGCCUACCAAAGAUCUUUUGUUUGGAUCCCCCGAGUUCAGACUAGAAAUUCGUGGUCAGGUUGAAAUAAAGGGAAAAGGACUCAUGACAACUUACUGGCUCAUGUCUGCUCAGCCUGAGAUUGCUCCUACACCAUAGCCUUUGGCAUAUCCCGACAUAAAUUCGACUACUGAGCAGUUAGCUCUUUUUUUAACGCUGCUUAAGGUUAGCGGCAUGCAAAAGAUGUUCACGGAGAUCUUUUUUCAAGUCGAUGCGCCUAAAAACUGUGUGAAUAAAGCAAUAAUAUAUGAAGUACUGUACUCGUAAUGCUUCUACCUGUAACUAUGUUCAUGUAAUGCUUCUACCUGUAACUAUGUAAGACCUUUCUGCCGAUAUAA